AUGGAUGAAAGAGGAGGCAGUGCCACUGGCGAGCGUGGAGGCUUCGGCCGCAGAAUCGGAGGCUUCAAGGUCUUUGUCAUCGUCGGUGACAACAAAAGCCACGUCGGACACGGCGUCAAGUGCAGCAAGGAGGUUGUUACUGCUAUUUGUGGACCCAUUAUUGUGGCUAAGCUAUGGGUGAUUCCUGUGAUGAGGGGAUACAAGAUCGGAAAGCCCCACACCAUGCAUUGCAAGGUCACCGGAAAGUGUGGCUAUGUUAUCGUGAGGAUGGUGCUUGCUCCUUGUGGUUCUGGUGUUCCAAUUUGCUGUGUAGGAAUAAUGAUUGAGCUAUUUAAAGUAAAGGAAAAGCAGAGGGAGCUUGCUGAAAAUGCCAAUGGAAAGUCACUGGUUAAGAAGCAAAGUUCUGGAGAAUUACAAAGCAUGCAAAUGACAUGA
This is a messenger RNA of Rosa chinensis, 435 nucleotides long. Its product is annotated as 40S ribosomal protein S2-2-like. Lineage: Eukaryota; Viridiplantae; Streptophyta; Magnoliopsida; Rosales; Rosaceae. The coding region runs from base 1 to 435 and encodes 144 amino acids. Gene Ontology annotation, cellular component: ribosome. Gene Ontology annotation, biological process: translation. The transcript is spliced from 3 exons. The record is from RefSeq and is a predicted model, not a curated record. Gene Ontology annotation, molecular function: RNA binding; structural constituent of ribosome.